GAGGCGGUAUAGCGCCGGAGAUCACUUUACCAACCACCAUUAAACCGAAAGAAGAAGAGAAGUGAAGCGCGAACAUGGCAGCAAAUGAAAGUGUAAACAUCGGUCAAGUAAAAGUGCAGAAGGUUGUUAACCGCUGGCUAGUGGAAUAUUACUUUUCUCUGACGGUGGAGUUCUUCAAGAACCAGCAGUAUGCGGAUUUUUGUGCUAUUAGAGACGUGCUGGACGCUGUCCUUCAACGUCCCAUUGAAAGUGUUGAUGACAUGACCUUGAAGAUCAGAUUGUUGCAGUUCCUGUCUCGCAUAAACGAGGGAGAAAAGCUUGAUUCAUUUUUUGAACCCGAUGAGUCCAAAACUCCGCUGGAAUCGGCCCUAAACUUGCUGGAAAGUAUGAAGGCAAAUUUCCAAAUUCCUCAAGCCGAUUUCGACUAUGUAUCCACAUUAAUUAAAGAGAUGAUCCUGGGAAUUUUCAUAAAGAAUGAGGUAUUUGAUAAGGCAAAAGCUGCACUCACUCUGUACUUCCCCAGUCCAGGAAAUGAAAAGAGGGCCACAUUCAUGAAUCUCAUCUGUCAGAAGAGUAACAAACACAAGGUCAUCAACCAAAUCAACUUCCCACAGUUUAGGAAGGAGAUGCUGUGUUUUUGCCAGAAGCUCUGCCCUUUUACUGUCCCUUUUCUUCACAAGGCUGCAUUGAGCCUUGUUGAGUCACGAAUUGAAGCUGAACAUGAAGCAGCAGUGAGGAGCGACGAGCAGGAGGAAGCCAGUCCGCCAUCCAGCCCACAAGUAAACGGCUUUCAGUUCAGAUCAAGAACUUUGAGAAGGUGUACAUUCAUCCAGAAGAGCAAACUCGAAGUAGCUUACAAAGACAUGGCUCUGUGCUUGGAAGAAAAAACAUUUUCAGACUUGGAGCAAGAAGUGGAGGAAGAAUCUCAGAAAAGAGUGUGCUUCUCCCUGGAGAGACACACUGAUUCUGUUAGAGGCGCCACUCAGAGCUCAGAGCAAGAAGCCCUGUUUCAGAGAAAGUCAGUCAGCCCUAUGGAAGCUUCCACAGCUGACCAGAUGACACAGACGGGCGCAGAGCGCCAAGCAGCAGCGGGGUCGCUCUCAAAGACUCUCUACACGGUGGCCCGGUUUGUGGUCGAGCCGGACAGCCAGCCGAGCUCACAGUGCACAACGGCUACCGAGGAGCUGGACGUCGAGACGAGGACAACGGAUUCUCCACAGAUGCCGUCCACAUCAAAUGAAGAGCUGAGCGGCCUGCAGUGCUCAGAUUCAGGCAGACAACAUUCGAGGCCCAGGAGAAAGCUUCCCAGGCGCGGCAGCAAUACACCGAGCAGAGCUUCAACUAGUUCCAUCGAAUACUCAUCAGGCAGUGAAGGGGAAUCCCCUCAGAGUGGGAAAAAAGAACUGGAGCGGCCGAAUGAAUCAUCCAGCAAAAAUGCCGACAGAUCCAGAGAAGUGCCAGAAAUCAAGGACGAUCAACGGGCGCACCCAAACGUCUCCAGAACUCAGAAGAAGCGACCGCUCAAAUGCAUAUCCAAGAGUUCUAAAACAUGUGACCCGAGCAGUGGAGAGCCUGUUUGUCCGUCAGACUCUUCGUCGGACACGUCGGCUGAUGCGUCCUCUCCUGACCCUGUCCCUCAGAAGAGCUCCACUCCUCACAAAGAUGGUCAAAGCAAGAUUCCCAGCAAAUCGCUUUGGAGAGGACACAAAAAUAUAACGGAGGAAAAGGAGACGUGGAUCGAUGAGGACUCCCUUUUCCCCUCCACAAAGAACAGAGGAUCGGGAUCAAAUGAAAGCACCAUGUCAAAUUCAGGACACAGAAGGAGGUGGACUGACAGCGAAACGGAGAACUUGAUUCAAGGGGUCAAGAAGUUCGGCGAAGGGAACUGGAAUAAGAUAAAGGCGUACUACUCCUUUAACGACCGCACCAACGUCAACAUCAAAGAUCGGUGGAGGACAUUGAAGAAGAAAAAAUUGGUUUAAUUUUAUUUUGUAAGAUUUUUUUUUUUCUUAUUCAGAUGUUUCUGUUUAGAAGCUGAGUUUUUUUUUAACGAGCUGUAAAAAGAAAAAGAAAAAACUGGAUUAUUUUGUACAUUUCUUGUUAAAGGAGUCAUCCAUGCAGUCUUAUUUUAAAGGACUUUUGUAAAAGAAUGGCACAGAUUACAGCCCUGUGCUUUAAAUUAUCUUGGUUUUCACAGGUAAUAAAUGACCAAUAAAUACA
This is a messenger RNA of Poecilia reticulata (guppy), 2220 nucleotides long. RefSeq names its product telomeric repeat binding factor a (gene terf2). The record is from RefSeq and is a predicted model, not a curated record. Gene Ontology annotation, cellular component: nucleus; chromosome, telomeric region; shelterin complex. Gene Ontology annotation, biological process: telomeric D-loop disassembly; protein localization to chromosome, telomeric region; regulation of telomere maintenance via telomerase. Gene Ontology annotation, molecular function: G-rich strand telomeric DNA binding; double-stranded telomeric DNA binding; telomerase activity. NCBI's taxonomy places the organism in Eukaryota, Metazoa, Chordata, Actinopteri, Cyprinodontiformes, Poeciliidae.